This is a messenger RNA of Salpingoeca rosetta, 4156 nucleotides long. Its product is annotated as TKL protein kinase. The record is from RefSeq and is a predicted model, not a curated record. Gene Ontology annotation, biological process: protein phosphorylation. The coding region runs from base 410 to 3982 and encodes 1190 amino acids. The transcript is spliced from 3 exons. NCBI's taxonomy places the organism in Eukaryota, Choanoflagellata, Craspedida, Salpingoecidae. Gene Ontology annotation, molecular function: protein binding; protein kinase activity; ATP binding.
ACAACAACAACAACAACAACAACAACACCGUGGUCGACGUGCCUUACUUGCUGCUCAGGAGAACAAUCGCGGCAGCAUCACGUGCUUUGUAUCCGCUCUGGUUGCUGGGAACUGCACAACCACAGAUGCCACAGGAACCUUGGUGCAACAGAGCAGCACACUCGUGCUGUGGUUCGAUGCCGUGGACGAUGACACGCCCCUGCUGCCUUCCUUGCAACCCGUGUCCACAGCCAACGUAACGGCGUGGAUCAGCGCCCUCGUGUCAACCGUGCAGCCGUCGCUCCUCAGAAUCUCCGGCAAGGUGCACACGGGCGACCUCGAGUUUGUGCUCACCACGGGUGGCUCGGCAUGGGCCGGCAUCACCUCUGUGCAGCUGCGAAGCCUCGUGUCGCCAUUCUUCUUCCUGAACAUGCUCAACCCGCUGAGCACGCUCACGCGCAUCGACAUUGCCAACACCAGCACCGUGGUCUUUGGGCUGUCGCCUGCGCCCACAGACGAUGAAGGCGAAGACAUCAUGUCCUCACUUGCCUUCACCAAUAUUUCAGCCUUUACCAACAACACGGCGCAGCGUAGCAGCAUGUACAGCGACACAUAUGCAGCACGCCACCUCCCGUUCGUGCUCGCCGGCCAGAUUGAGCGCAUCAGCGUGACAAACACGCGCGUGCGCCAACUCCACGACACCACUUUUAGCAACAUGACUUCCCUGGACCGCCUUGUCCUGCACAGCAACCAGCUCACCACCAUCCCCAACGCCACCUUCGCUGCGCUCGGGAAUCUGCGCGUGCUGGAUCUCGCCCACAACCACAUCCACUCCAUCGACAACACGGCCUUUGCCCCGCUCACGUCCCUCCUCUUCCUUAAUUUGAGCAGGAACGACGUGUCCACCUUGCACCCCAACCUCUUCCGUGGCCUCUCCCGGCUCGUCCACCUGGACCUCGGCGUCAGCGUCGUGACAUCGCUGCCUGCAACGCUGCUUGCCGACCAGAUUCGCCUUCGCUGGUUUACCCUUACCUUCACCCUCAUCACCCACCUUCCGCCCGGGCUCUUCAGCUCCACACCCAACCUGCAGGAGCUCUAUCUCAGGCACAACCGCCUGUCCCACAUCCCGCCCAACACCUUUGCUGCCCUCACGCGCCUGAGUGUGCUCUCCCUACAGGACAAUGCGCUGACGCAGCUGUCGAUGGACUGGUUUGGCGGAUAUGCUCCGCACCUCCGCGACCUCCUUGUGCUCGAGAACAGCAUCACAUCCCUGCCGCCAUCGCUACUGCAGGCGAUGCCCGUGUUGGAGAAUCUCAGCGUGCAGCAGAACAGCAUCACUGCUGUACCGCCGUGCCUGGUGCAGAACCACACCCUCCUUCGCAUCCUGGACCUCAGCCACAACCAGAUUGCCUCCCUCCCGCCAACCGCCUUCGAAGUCACAGCAACAGCAGCAGCAGGUCCCACAACGGCACCCCAACAGCAACAGCAAAUGCAAAUGCAGCAGCAGCAGCAACAGCAACUUCGCGGCGGUGGCUGCGCGUUUUUGGCUGACCUGCCAAACCUGCAGCACCUGUCAAUUGCACACAACCGGUUGACGGUGUUCCCGCGCGGUGUGCAUCUCCCCUCCAUCACCUCCCUCCGCCUCAACAGCAACCCCAUCACGCAGAUGCUUGACGUGACAGGCCUGCCUACGCUUCGCUCCCUCUACUUCAACAACAACGCCAUCAGUGCGCUCGACAUUGCGCCGCUGCUUGCCCUCUCGCGUCUGCAGCGACUGGAGAUCAGCCCAGCGCCCACCGUGCGUGAUCCCCACAUCACAUCGCCCGCCGCUGCCCUGGCUGCCAUCUCCGCGCCGCUGGUGCAACUCGACAUCACAAAUGUCGAUGUGCGCGCGCUGCUUUCUGCGUUGGCGGCGGCAACACCAGCAGCACCACCACUGCAGCUGAAAGGCCUCUAUCUUGGGUGGCCGGGGAUGGACGAGGCAAGCGUACCGCUGCCACAGCUGUGCAAGCUCCUCAGCCCACAGGUGGAGAGCGUUGGGCUGCGCAACACGGGGUACUCGCGCAUUGACCUGUGCCGCGACAACGACAUUGACGUUGUGUUUCUGCAAGGCAACCCACGGCUGGAGAGCGUGACCCUGUACGCGUCGGCACAGCAGCUCAACGUGUCCGGGUGCCCCGAGCUGACCAGCCUGGCCGUGCCCUCUGUGCAGAUUGUCGAUAUCAGCCGCACGCAAGUGCCACUCACGCGCGCGCUGUGCCACUCGCUCGGCAGCCGUGUUGUUGUGGCCAGGAGCUGGUACAACAUGCAGGUGCGCGCGCCCACGCACACGCAGACGCUGCUUGCGCAGUGCUUGACGUUCAGCAAUGUGGAGCUGCUUGACCUGAGCGACAACCAGUGGCUGUCAAGCCCGGCGGUGAUUGAGGGCUCUGUGCGGCAGGUUGUCGCUGUGAGCGCGCAGGAGCUCAACACCAACCAGUUUAUCCGGCUGCGCAGCCGCCCCAGCAUCCCCAUCAUGCAGCUGACAAACGCGCCCGUGGUGUGCCAGCUCAAGGUGACGGACCUUCGCACGCGGCUGCUUGGGCGCCCGGAGGUGCAGGAGUACAACCUCGCCUACUUCCACUCGUGCGCGUGUGCGGUUGGCUAUGAAACGCGGGGCCGCAUUGGCAGCGCCAGCACGACGUGUGUCAAGAAGCAGCUCAACCCCGUGCCCGUGGUGCUGGGCACGGUGGCUGGCGUGCUGCUGCUGCAGGCUGCGCUGUACUUCAUGUACCGCUGGUACCGCACACACCGGCUGCUGCGGGCAGAGAACGAGCUCAACGUGCAGCUGCUCUCCGAGAAGGACGCGGAGGUGCUGGCGCUCAAGGCCGCGUGGGAGAUUCCAUUUGACGAGCUUGAUCUUCGCCGGCACAUUGCGUCUGGUGCCUACGGCGAUGUGUGGGAGGCCGAGUGGGACACGGUGCACGUUGCCGUGAAGGUGAUGAAGGACACGGCGCUUGCGUUUGACGAGGGCACACAGCGCGAGUUUGAGAAGGAGGUUGACUUUCUCCAGCGCACGCGCCACCCGCACCUCGUGCGCUUCUUUGGUGCCGGCAAAGACGACAGCGCGCGCCCUUUCCUUGUGCUUGAGUUUGUUGCGUUGGGAUCGCUCCGAGACCUGUUGCGGACAGACCUUGACGCUGUUGUGCAGCAGCACAGACGUGGGUGGGGCAGUGGCUUACGUGGCGGUGCUGCUGUUGUUGUUCCGCUUGCAGGCAGUGGGGAGAGCUGUGUUGAUGACCGCGAUGAUGGUGGCGACAGCGCUGCUGCGUCUGUGUGGGAUCUCAAGCUGCAGUGGAUGCAAGACGUUGCGUGUGGAAUGGCGUUUAUCCACAGCCUCGCCCAAUUCCACAGGGAUCUCAAGGGAGGCAAUGUGCUGGUAUCGAGCCACUUGCGCGCAAAGAUCACAGACUUUGGAACCAUUACGCAGCACCUCGGCAUCUCCCCAAACCAUCGCCUGGUUGCACCUGCACGCCGCAGCAACAACGCUGCUCACAGCGAGGAUGGUGAUGGUGGCGGGAAUGAUGGUCAGGUGUUUUCGGGCGGCGACCUCCCGUACAGCGCUGGUGCUGGCGUGGCGUCUGUCAGCAUGAACCUGACGGCUGCUGUCGGCACGCCGCUGUACAUGGCACCAGAGGCACUGCUGGGCAAGAAGUACAACGCCAAGGCAGACGUGUUCAGCUUUGGCGUGCUCAUGUGGGAGGUGGCGACCCAGCGCGACCCAGAUCUGAUUCUGCAGGAGAAGGGGCGCGGGUACUGUGGGCCAUUGCUGGCCACGCUGAGCAGCUUGCUGGAGGAGGGCAAGCGCCUCAAGUUUGACGAGGACGAAGAUGUUAAACAGGGUGAUGCCGUACACCCCACGCCCGAGUGGUAUCGGGAUCUCGCGUACAUGUGUAUGGCGCAGGAGGCGACUCGCCGCCCCUCAUUCCCUGUCCUGGAGACCCGGCUGAAGGGCAGGAAGUGACGUGGUUUAUGACAUUGCAGGCUGGUUUAUCUUGUGUAUUGCUUUGCUUGUAUGUUGCCGUGUUCUGUCUGUCUCACGUGUGGUGUGUGUGCUUUGGAUGUGUUGGUGUGUGCUUGGGUGGGUGGGUGUGUGUCUGUGUGUUUUGGGUGUGUGUGUGUCUGUGUGUUUUGGGUG